AUGGCCGGUGAGAUGAUCUAUAUUCUCGAACAACGGAUAAAGAAUCAAAAGAAUAUCUCCGAAGAAAAAGGCGACCUAGUGCUACACGACAUCAUUAGCCAAACACUCAAGCAGAAAUAUCUGCAUGAAAUAUUCAAGCCACAGCACAUGUUCUCCCGGAGACAUAUGCGGGCGAUGUUCGAACGGUUGGCUCAUUCAAGUAUUAUGCGACUCAGCGAGAGCAGCAUGGAAAAGCUGUUUGAUCUUGACACUCAUGAUGACAAAGUACCAGAUCCAAUCCUAACCGUAACAAUGAACCAUCUAAGCGGUAUGAAACGGAUCGCAAAGCAGGAAGACGACAUCCAUGAUCUCAUCCGCAACGCUCAUGCAAUGUUUCUUAUGCUUUACGGUCCAGUCCCCAUCAGCGAAUGGAGUCUGAUACGGUAUCAGAUGCUGAAUUUCUUCCAGGACUGUCGUGUGAAAGUUUCGGUGCUCCUUCGAGACGGAAAACAGUUCGACGAUGGUCAUUUCGUCUAUCUACCGCAAAAAGAUCCCAUAGAGCUUCCACCGGAUGUCGAGCCACCCGGUACCACUAAGUAUUACGAGAAUGGCGAAUUCGUAAAAUCGACGCAAUGGCCAGGUGACACGAAACUACGUACCACUGCAGAAUAUUGUGGCUGCAAGUCUGCGGCAGCUGGCUUUAUCACUACUGAUAAUAUCGAUAAUGGCGCCUCGUACAAUCGGAUAAUAGCGCUAGUCUCUAUGACAACGUCAAAGCGCCAACGGCUUCACGAGGAAGGCGAAGUGGAUCUCAACAUGUUCGACUCAACCACGGAAGAAUCAACCUACGUAAAGGAAACCGAAGCGGUGCUCAAAAACGUGCUGAAAAUCGAUGCUUCCAAAGACAAGAAAUCGAUAUCGAACUGCGGCUGCAAGGCCGAUCUCAUCAAAACCAUACCCUCGUUGACCAUUUCUACUAAAAACCCUGAAUUUCAGAUGAAGCUGACGUCAUCUGAUGACAAAAAGAAGAAAGGCAAAGGUGCUGACAUGUUGGAAAUGCUGGACGAAGCCGCGGCACGACCCGCGACGGGAAAAUCGCGAUCGCGCUCAAGAACCCGAACCGAUCCCGCGUCAAAGCCACGCACACCAAGUGGAAAGCGGCCUGCGUCGGCUAAGAAGAUCUCGAAGUGA
Ostertagia ostertagi is the source of this 1170-nucleotide messenger RNA. NCBI's taxonomy places the organism in Eukaryota, Metazoa, Nematoda, Chromadorea, Rhabditida, Trichostrongylidae. The record is from the annotation of a GenBank genome assembly.